This is a messenger RNA of Talaromyces stipitatus ATCC 10500, 2997 nucleotides long. Its product is annotated as C6 transcription factor, putative. The coding region runs from base 1 to 2997 and encodes 998 amino acids. The record is from RefSeq and is a predicted model, not a curated record. Gene Ontology annotation, molecular function: zinc ion binding; DNA binding; DNA-binding transcription factor activity, RNA polymerase II-specific. NCBI's taxonomy places the organism in Eukaryota, Fungi, Ascomycota, Eurotiomycetes, Eurotiales, Trichocomaceae. The transcript has a single exon. Gene Ontology annotation, cellular component: nucleus. Gene Ontology annotation, biological process: regulation of DNA-templated transcription; DNA-templated transcription.
AUGCGCUCCAGCAUCGCCUGCUCUCGGUGCCGCCGAAGUAAGAUCAAGUGCGUCAAUGCCGGAAUCGACACCACAUGUCGUGCUUGCGAAGCCUCUCACCGGGAAUGCGUCUAUCCCACCCCCGCCGUCGGUGGAGGAGGUGCAAAACGUGACAUUGCCGCGACCAUUGACGGUGAUGAGCGAAACGGCGCUGACUGGGAUAAUCCAAAGCGUCAUCGGUCGAGGAAAGUCGCGGGAGGUGCUUCUGGUGCCGCGGGUAAAGACGCCGGUAAGAAUCUGGUCGACGUCCUCGACUCGUCAAUCCUCUCUCCCAAAGUAUGGGAGGCCUUGUCCAAAUCGUUUCAGACGCAGUUCGCCACCAUCCUGCCGUUCAUUGAUUCGACUAUUUUGAAGAAUCAGACUGGCCAGUAUUCGGCAUCUCAAUCAGAUGCUCAAUCAAACCAUUCCGACCACCAUCCGCACAGUCCGCCUCCAAGGACGCAACUGCCCCCUUUGAUCUUGUUGGGCGUCUUGACCUUAACCGCUCGCUUUCACCCCCAACUGGUGGCCUACCAUUCUCCGGCAUCAUCCGGCAACCCGUCCAACCCUUCCGCCGCCUCGGAGUUCUACGCAUCAGCCCUGCGAUCCCGUCUCGCCGGCCCGGAUGGUAUGGGUUUGAUGACCGCAGAUUUAGUCCAUGUACAGGCGUUACUGAUGCUGGCUCUACACGAAUGGGGAAUGUGCCGAGGCAAGAGCGCCUGGCUCUAUGUCGGUAUCGCAAUUCGACUCGCACAGGCCAUGGGCCUGUCCUACGAACUGGAAAACGAUUCCUUAUCUUCCACCAACCGCGGUGAAGCAAACCGCUACGCAGCUCUCAAAGUAGAAGCCGACCAUUUUGGAAUUGUACGCCAAAAAGAACAGCUGGAACAAAGUUCCGACGACGUGAUUGUGCAAGAAACAAAACGAAGGACCUUUUGGGCUUGUUUUAUUAUGGAUCGAUGUCUCAGCAGCGGCAAGCAUCGACCUCGAAUGGUAAAAGUGCGGGAUCUAGAUAUCCAGCUACCGAGCGACGACGCUUUUGCUUUUGGCGAACGGGUACGCACGUCCAAGUUGUCUGAUAGCCCGGAUCGACGAGCUUCGAGUUUUGACGGUCCCGGUGCACAAAUUCCGAGUUUGCGACAGAGUGUACCGUAUGGUGAAGAUAAUUUGCGGAACGGCUCGACAGACUCCAAAGCUUGGUCGCCAGUUUCUAAACGAAUCGAUGGUGAUCACGAUAUCGAUCGCUGGGAAGUCGGUGCGCAAGAGUCUCUUUUAAGUCGUGUUAUUCGAGUCAUUCGGAUAUGGGGCAGUAUUGCCAAAUGGUCGUGUGCUGGAGGUCGACAGAAUGAAACAUACGGUCCAUGGCAACCGGAAUCCAGCUUUUCCAAGCUAAGAAGCAAACUCGCCGAAUUUCAGGAGAACCUGCCACGAAAAUUGCAGUACUCGCAGCGAAGUACAGACGGACAUAGUCAGAAUGAGAAUUCUUUAUCCGCUUAUAUGGUCAUGCACGUGGUCUACUUUUUGUCUUUGAUCGUCUUGCAUCGAGCUUAUCUGCCGUUUCUGCCUCUUCGUUGCAAUGAGCCGGUCGGCCCGUUAGAUGAGCCCACAUUUCCUCGUGAGCAGUACGCUGUGCCAGACGGAUUCUGGCGGGAAAGUACCAGAGAACUAUUCCGAGCAGCGAGGAAUAUGAUGGAUUUGGUUAUUGCUUGCCAGGAACGAGGUGUUCUAGUCGAAACCCCACUUGUCGGGUUUGCGAUUUACAAUGCAGCUUUUAUGGGAAUCUAUGCAGCCCAUUUCAGCCAUAUGGAUGUCGAUGGUUACUUGUCUCCUAGGCAAGCGUUAUCACCUACCGCUACCGGAAUAUCUAUCCAGCCUCAGCUACCGACACGUAAAUCGCUUGAUAUCCUACGUGAUAUGCGACCUCGUUUAAGACUGGCGAUUGGCUGGUUCCGUACGCUGAACCGGUUGCAUAGUUACUUUGUGAAGGUCAAGAGGGAUUUCAAGUCACGGUCCCGCAGUGGUGAUAGUAUUCAUAGUCCCAUGGGCUUGAGACCAGUUCGUGAGGGCGGUCCAGGAGGUGGAUUAGAAGAGUUUAAGCUCCUGGAAAAGAUAUUCCUCGAGUUUGGAAACAUCGACGAUCAAAUACCAGACACAAACUGUUUGGACGAUGACGGUACAGGAACAAUCACUGCAGUAUCAGAUCGUGGAGGUGAGACAGCCAGCAAUGCUGUGAAGAGUGAAUCAGGCGAUUCUACGAUGGAUGGCAUUGUACAGCAAAAACGCGAUUCCUGGGUUACUGUCAACAGUUCCAAGAAUCUUCCACCUCUACCUCUUACACCUGCUGCAUCCGAUGCAGACCUCUCCAGAAACGAGAUGGAUCGUCGCCCAAGUCUCCCUCUACCGUCUCGACCAAUGCCGUCUCAAUCCUCUUCUUCAUCGUAUGCCUUCCCACCAAUUCAACAACAUCCAAUCGUCUCAACUGCCUCACCCAGUUUACCUUCCAUAACAUCGCCGACUGCAUUCAAUUCGACCGGUGCAGGUCAAGCCAACCAACAGCCAUCAUCCACAUCCCAUCGCUUACAACCGCUCAAUCCAUGGCUCCCUACUCACCAACAGGGCCCUCCACCUCCUCCAUACUCUCAAAACUUACCGCCAAUUAACGCCGCAACCCAAAACAAUCAUUCACCUUAUCCACCCAUGCUCCCACCACCAGGCUCUUCGGCUGUUCCUCAACAACAACCCUCAACAUCAACAUCACUAGGCUACGCACCGACACCAGUCUCAACAGCCAACGGCAGUGGAAUGUUAGACUCAAUCCUAGAUUAUUACUACCCGGCUAUAUGGUCCAGUAGUCUCGGCGGCGACGACGUACUCUCUUUUCUCUCCGACGGCACACUCGAGCAAGGGCACAUAAUCACAAAUUCUGAAGUUGGUUCUCCGUCUGGAUGGUUAAAUGCGAUUUGGAAUGAUUUCACUUAA